AUGAGUGGAUCUUGUAAAAGAAGUUCUCCCAAAAGGAUUAUCCACUUUGCUGAUGGAGACAUCAUGGAGGAAUACAGCACAGAGGAAGAUGAAGAAAAAGAGGAACAGAACUCAGCAUGUGACUCUUCUAAGCCUUCAUGGGGAUCAUACAUCUGGUUUUGGGCAGGUCAAGUCGCAAGCAAUUCAAUUUCUAUUUGUGAACUUCUUGGUGAAAGAUUUGCUGUCUUCUUUGGUCUCACUGAACCCAAAUACCAGUAUGUGCUAAAUGAGUAUCACAGAACACAAAAUAAGGCAGGUGAUAAGGAAAGUGAUGGGAAGGCAUCAAAGGCCCAGGACGUUGAGGUUCCUGAUGAAAAGUGUCACCUGGGAGCUGGUGGCCAAGAGUAUGGGGCCAUCGCUUCCAGAGAAGGGCUGGAGGCAGAUACCAGCUCAUGA
Messenger RNA from Onychomys torridus (southern grasshopper mouse), 435 nucleotides. It is a transcript of the gene Fam177b, whose product is annotated as family with sequence similarity 177 member B. The record is from RefSeq and is a predicted model, not a curated record. NCBI's taxonomy places the organism in Eukaryota, Metazoa, Chordata, Mammalia, Rodentia, Cricetidae. The transcript is spliced from 4 exons. Bases 1 to 435 code for a protein of 144 amino acids.